Molecule: messenger RNA, 2076 nt
Organism: Drosophila hydei
Lineage: Eukaryota; Metazoa; Arthropoda; Insecta; Diptera; Drosophilidae
Product: zinc finger protein 239-like
Exons: 3
Coding region: 85-2076 (663 amino acids)
Biological process (GO): regulation of transcription by RNA polymerase II
Cellular component (GO): nucleus
Molecular function (GO): DNA-binding transcription activator activity, RNA polymerase II-specific; RNA polymerase II cis-regulatory region sequence-specific DNA binding
Source: RefSeq, a predicted model, not a curated record
UUUAUGUUUACUUUUAUUAAAGUAAAUUAGAAAAGUUUUUGUAAAAUUCAAUAAAUUUUGCACUGGCUGCAAUAUUUGUAAAUCAUGAGCGCGAUAAUCGACGUGUCUUGUGUGAAAAUUGAGCGCGACCAGGAGCCGGAGCAGCAGCAGGAGUUCUAUGGAGUCUUGGAGAACGCCAAUUGUGCUCAGUUCAAAGCUGAACCACCUUUUACAGAGAUGGACAUAGGGCCCAUUAAAAUAGAUCCGGAUGGGUUGAGAGUAGAGCCAGCAGACAAGCAGCAGACUGUAAAAAAGCCGGUUCCAAGAACUCGAAUGAAGAAGAGAGCUGCUGCAGCAGCGGACUCUUCAACUGUUGUCAAGGGACACCACCAGUGCGCACAUUGUCCGCGGUAUUUCGAACGUAGCGAUGAGCUGAACAUACACCUGCUAAUACACACAGAUAAACUAUCCUACAAGUGUUCCUACUGCCCGAGUAGUUUCUCGCACAAAUCUAUCUACACUAGCCAUAUGUUUGGACAUACCGGGAAAUUUCCACAUCAGUGCCCUGAUUGUCCGCAAGGAUAUAUGAAAUACGCAGAUCUGAUGAAGCAUCAACGCACGCACAUUGUCAAAGAUAUGAACAAAUGUCCUUUGUGUCCGAGGAACUGCAUACACAAGGGGAAGGGUUUUCUUCAAUGUCCGCAAUGUCCGCGCGUCUUUGCCAAGGGUUUCGAGCUGAAGAUUCAUCUGCAGAUUCACAGCGACAAGUUGUCCUACAAGUGUCCGCAUUGCCCGAACAGCUUUGCCCACAAAUCGAACUAUAUCGCUCACGUUUAUGAGCAUACGGGCGAAUUUCCACACAAAUGCCAUCAUUGUCCGAAGGGAUUCAUGAAGCGAAACGAUUUGAUCAAACACAAGUGCUCUGUAUCGAGCUCGCCCAUUGGCGUGAAUCGCCAGCGGCAAAAUGGAGCAAAGGCAAUCAUAGAUGCAAGCUGUAUUGAAAAGGAGCCAGUGCAGCGAGUGGAGCAGGUGCAGCAAAGCAAAGCUCCACCAAAACACACGACGGAAGUUCAAGGACGCAUGAGUCCAAGAGUCAAAAAGCCUGCACUGGAAUUGAAAACAGCAGAGAGCAUAAAAAAACACAGAAAGGAGAAGCAGCAGCCGCAGCAGCAGUCCAUAACAAGUGCCUUAGUGAACUUGAAGAGUAAGGCUGAUUUGCUGGAAAGCAAUAUUAGGCUGAAAUCCAUUAAAACAGAGCCGGAGGAGGAAGAGCAGCAUAGCAAGGCAACACAGCGGCCAUCAAAUGUUAACUCGAGACUCGAAGCUAGCAAAAAUGUCGAGCAACCUGCAGUAAAAGUGAACAAGAGGCGCAGCUAUAAAUGCAACUUGUGCAGCAAGGAAUUUCCCAACUUACAGCAGCUGCAACUGCACGAAAAAUGCUGCACCUCGUCAAGCAGGCAAACAUCUGAAGCGGAUAGCCAUUGCUCGAGGAAGUUCCCACAGCCGUCCAGCCCCGCAGAGCAAAAACUCAUUCAUACAGCUGAACGUUCAUAUAAAUGCCCGCCUGUUAGUAAGCUUGAAAGGCCAUUCAAGUGUCCGCACUGCCCGUGCACUUUUGUGAGCAACGUGAAUCGAAACAAACAUUUGCAAGUCCAUCAGAGUGAAGCGCCGAGCGAUUGUCCUUACAAGUGUCCGCAUUGUAAGAGGACCUUUCAGCAAAAGUCGCACUUUCUGGUGCACCUACGUGGACAUACGGGCGAACGGCCCUUUCAGUGCAAAUACUGCACGAAAGGCUUCAAAGUCAGCCAUGAUCUGAAGAAACAUCUGCGUAAUCAUACGGGCGAACGUCCCUAUGAAUGUCCGCAUUGUCCGAAAACCUUUGCACAGAACUCGAAUUUCAAUUCGCAUCUGCGUGGACAUGCAGGCGAAAGACCCUACCAGUGUCCGCAUUGUCCGCGUUCCUUUCUAAAGGCCUACAACUACAAGGUCCAUCUGUGCAUCCAUACGGGCGAAAAACCCUUCAAAUGUCCAUACUGCCCGAAAUCCUUUGCCCAAAGCUCCUAUUGCAAGGCGCAUCAGCGAGAGCACACGAAAUGA